Dovyalis caffra is the source of this 1413-nucleotide messenger RNA. Lineage: Eukaryota; Viridiplantae; Streptophyta; Magnoliopsida; Malpighiales; Salicaceae. The record is from the annotation of a GenBank genome assembly.
AUGAACCUUUUCAACUCACUUUUUACCUUGGGAAUGCUGACCGGUCAGCAACAUUUUUCUGCUUCAAACAUUUGGGAUAAGAGUCGAUACAGUCACACACUAGCCAGAACAGCACCGGACAUGGCAAGAGACUUGGAUUAUGGAGCUUUCAUGGACAAAUUUGUGAUUGAAACAACCUCUCCAGCUCAUGAUCAACCAUUACAUGGCCUUACUUUUGCAGUUAAAGACAUAUUUGAUGUGGAGGGAUAUGUGACUGGAUUUGGUAAUCCUGACUGGGCAAGGACUCAUUCUGCUGCUACGUCAACUGCUCCUGCUGUUUUGGCUGUCUUAAGAGGAGGAGCCACAUGUGUUGGCAAAACUGUCAUGGAUGAAAUGGCUUACAGUAUAAAUGGAGAAAAUAUACAUUACGGCACACCUAUAAAUCCAUGUGCUCCCGAUCGUGUACCUGGAGGAUCUUCAAGUGGGUCUGCUGUUGCAGUUGGUGCGACACUAGCAGACUUCUCCUUAGGAACUGACACUGGAGGAAGUGUAAGAGUACCUGCAUCAUAUUGUGGAAUUUUGGGGUUUCGACCUUCACAUGAUGCUGUUCCUAGUGCAGGAGUUAUUCCCAUGGCACAAAGUUUUGAUACUGUGGGAUGGUUUGCCAGGGAACCUGUUAUUCUGAGUCGGGUUGGACACAUUCUACUUCCAUCACCUGUUACAAAUCCUGUCAAACCUAGUCAAAUCAUUAUUGCAGAAGAUUGUUUCCGGCUUUCAAGCAUUCCAAAAGAUCGACUUGGCCAAGUUCUUGUGAAAUCAGUGGAGAAGAUAUACGGAGACCAUAUUGUGAGGCAUACGGUCCUCGGGGACUAUGUCGAGGACAAAGUUCCAAGUCUGAAACAUUUUAUGAGUAAAGAAAUCAAAGAACAACAGUAUAACAUUCCAUCUUUGGCAGCCCUCUCAAAUGCCAUGCGGUCACUUCAAAGGUAUGAAUUCAAGGAUAACCAUGGCGAAUGGGUCACUACAGUCAAACCUGAUUUGGGUCCUGGAAUAUCAGAAAGGGUAUGGGAAGCUGUUAGAACAACCGGAGAAAACAUUGAUGUCUGUCACUCUGUAAAGACUGAACUAAAUGCUGCCCUUGCGACUCUCCUUCAGGAUUUUGGUAUCCUAGCUAUCCCUACUGUUCCAGGGCCUCCACCGAAACUGCAAACACAUCCAAUGACACUAGAAAUCUUUCGAGCUAAGGCUUUUAGCUUGCUGUCCAUUGCUGGAGUAUCAGGAUUCUGCCAGGUUAGCAUACCACUAGGUAUGCAUGACAAUCUUCCUGUAGCUGUUUCAUUGUUGGCAAAACAAGGUUCAGAUGCUUUCCUGCUGAAUGUUGUCGAGAGUCUUUAUGAUACCCUCAAGGAACAGGUUGAGAUUGCUGAAAAGUAA